Molecule: messenger RNA, 435 nt
Organism: Nicotiana tabacum (common tobacco)
Lineage: Eukaryota; Viridiplantae; Streptophyta; Magnoliopsida; Solanales; Solanaceae
Source: RefSeq, a predicted model, not a curated record
AUGGUAGGCAAGAUCAUGAAGGCACAGAGGACUAUGAUGGAAGCAGAAUUCAGCCAGGAUAAUAUUACAAAUAUGAAUAGCUGUUCUAUCAAUCAAAUUUAUCACAAGCUGCGAGGUACAUUUGAGAAAGUAAGUUGGAGGAAAGUAGUUUGUCACAAUGGAGGAUGUCCCAGAUGGAAAUUUGUAUUAACUAUGACAGCACAUGAAAGAUUAUAUACAAAGGAUAGAUUGCAAAGAUGGGGAAUGACAGUUGAUCAAGAUUGUAUCCUGUGUAACAAUGAAAAGGAAACCAUACAAUACUUGUUCUUCGAGUGUUCAUAUUCAAAAGCACUGUGGAGUAAACUGUUAGAGUGGCCAGGCAUUGACAGGCCAAGGAUGGGAAGAGGAGCUAAAAUUGGCAGAGAAAUGGGCCAAAAGAAGAAAUGCAACAGCUGA